This is a messenger RNA of Gastrolobium bilobum, 1014 nucleotides long. Its product is annotated as CBL-interacting serine/threonine-protein kinase 9-like. The record is from RefSeq and is a predicted model, not a curated record. Gene Ontology annotation, biological process: signal transduction. Lineage: Eukaryota; Viridiplantae; Streptophyta; Magnoliopsida; Fabales; Fabaceae. Bases 90 to 773 code for a protein of 227 amino acids. The transcript has 9 exons.
UGUGCCAUUUGUUUCAGGUGCUUAAUGAUAGAGGUUAUGUUGGUUCUGCAUCUGAUAUUUGGUCUUGUGGAGUCAUUCUCUUUGUACUUAUGGCUGGUUACUUGCCGUUUGAUGAGCCAAAUCAAAUGGCACUGUACAAGAAAAUUAGCAAGGCUGAUUUCGCAUGUCCAUCUUGGUUUUCACCUGAGGCAAAGAAACUACUGAACUGUAUUCUUGACCCAAACCCUCUUACCAGGAUAAAAAUUCCUGAAAUCUUAGAAGAUGAAUGGUUCAAAAAAGGAUACAAGCCAGCAUCUUUUACAGAGGAAGAGGAUGUAAAUGUAGAUGAUGUAGCUGCUGCUUUCAAUGAUUCUAAGGAAAAUCUCGUGACAGAGAGAAAAGAGAAACCCGAGUCUAUGAAUGCUUUUGAGCUCAUUUCUAGGUCGCAAAGCUUCAAUCUUGACAGCUUAUUUGAGAAGCAGACAGGGAUUGUAAAGCGGGAAACACAUUUUACGUCACAGCGCCCUGCAAAUGAAAUUAUGUCUAAAAUUGAGGAAGCUGCCAAGCCUCUGGGCUUUAAUGUUCACAAGCGAAAUUAUAAGAUGAAGCUGCAAGGUGAUAAAACCGGAAGGAAGGGUCACCUUUCAGUGGCUACUGAGGUUUUCGAAGUGGCUCCCUCUUUGCACAUGGUUGAGCUGCGAAAGACUGGGGGUGACACACUAGAGUUUCAUAAGUUCUACAAAAACUUUUCAUCAGGGUUGCAAGACAUAGUAUGGCAUCCUGAAGAAAAAUAGUGAAGAAUCAAGAUGCUAGAGCUAUGCACUGGUUGAUGGAAGGCAUUAUGUUUGGCUAAAGCUGGAACAUAUGUUAGUUGGGAGAGUCUGGUUUAAAUGUUUGAUAGGAGAAAAAAAAUAGAUCCUACAAAACUUAGGGCAUAUAAUUCCUUCAACUUUAAAUUUGUACUUAUCAAAAUAUUUCAUGAUCUUUAUUCAGUGGCUCAAAAUAACUUUUAAAAAUGAUAGUUUCCCAAAGAGA